Molecule: messenger RNA, 1635 nt
Organism: Anolis carolinensis (green anole)
Lineage: Eukaryota; Metazoa; Chordata; Lepidosauria; Squamata; Anolidae
Gene: lcmt1
Product: leucine carboxyl methyltransferase 1
Exons: 11
Coding region: 134-1120 (328 amino acids)
Biological process (GO): C-terminal protein methylation
Cellular component (GO): cytosol
Molecular function (GO): protein C-terminal leucine carboxyl O-methyltransferase activity
Source: RefSeq, a predicted model, not a curated record
UUUUUGAGAGGCGGCGCCCUGAGGGAGGAAGGCAGGCAGGUCGGAAGGAGGGCUGAGGGGAAGGCCUUCCUUCGGAGAUGGGCGUCCCGAGGCGCAGGACGGCCUCCCCGCGCUGAACGGACCGCGAGGGGCCAUGGCUGUGUCCAGCACCUCCAGGGACCCGCUGGGCCCCGAGGUCAGCGACGAGGCCGUCCGGAGCACCUGCGACGACGCCUCCCAGUGCAAGCGGUACGCUGUCAACAUGGGCUACUGGAAGGAUCCUUACAUACAACAUUUUGCAAGGCACCCCAAAGAAAGAAAGGCACCGGAAAUCAGUCGAGGGUAUUAUGCCCGUGUCGAAGGAGUUACCCGCUUGGUGAAGGCUUUCUUACAGAAAACUGAUCGCAACUGCCAAAUCAUUAACCUUGGGGCUGGCAUGGACACCCUUUUUUGGAAAUUAAAGGAUGAGGAUCUGCUUCCUGGGAAAUACUUUGAAAUUGACUUUCCAACCAUAGCCACAAGGAAAAUCCACACCAUCAAAUCCAAGCCUUCCCUGUCACAACCAAUCAUGGAGAGCCAUUCAGGGGAGUCUUUCUUAAUAGAUUCCCACAGCCUGGACUCCACCCGCUAUGCCAUCAUUGGCGCAGACCUCCGCGAACUCCACAAGCUAGAGGAAGCCAUGAAGAAAUGCGGCCUGGACCCAGAGCUACCGACGCUCCUGAUGGCCGAAUGUGUGCUGGUUUAUAUGGCCCCCGAAAACUCGGACGCUCUCCUCAGAUGGGUAGCCGACGUCUUCCCAACCGCCAUGUUCAUAAACUACGAGCAGGUGAACAUGAGUGACCGCUUUGGACAGAUUAUGAUUGAUAACCUUCAGAGCCGGAAGUGCAGCCUGAUCGGCGUGGAGGCCUGCCUGUCGCUGGACACCCAGAGGCAGCGCUUCCUGCAGAACGGCUGGGAGGGGGCACACGCCAUGGACAUGGUGGAAGUCUACAAUGCCCUGCCGCCCGAAGACGUCAAACGGAUCGAGGCCCUCGAAUUCCUGGAUGAGAAAGAACUUCUGGAGCAGCUCAUGCUUCACUACUGUCUCUCCUGGGCCACCAAAGACGCCCAGGAUUUGGGUCUCUUGGAGAUCACCCUGUAACGCCUUUUGUGCCACUUGAAGCUGAUGCUCCUCCUUCACUGACAGCACUUUUGGGAAAAAAACACCUACGGCGGGGUCUUUUCAGGUGCGGCCCUCUCACUCACUUCCGCACUGAAACACCCGGCGGCCCCGUUUUUGUGUCUGAAUAAAAGGACCGGCUUUUGGUCGGCAGCCAAGGGCUGGAAGACGCUCUUUUGUAAGGACUUGUAGGAUGUUUUUUUCUCAUUUUUCUCUUGUUUCCUUAAGUUAUUGUGAAGUGUGAGCAAAAGGAGGAUCUGGUGUCCCUGUCUCGCUGCAGAGUGGACUAGGAGGGGCGGAAGGAUCCGUUGGGUGGCAUGGCUGCCACAAGAUGACCAUGUUGGGUCCAUCCCCCCUCUGUGUGCCUCCGGAAGGGCAACCCCAUUCUCCUGCUGUUUACCAUUUGGCAUUUGACCAGGCCUCUCCCUCUAUCCUUGAAGCACCCUCUCCUCCAGCCUCUCCAUCAAGUGUUAAUAAACAGUGGGGCUUUUUUGUAA